Messenger RNA from Egretta garzetta (little egret), 1435 nucleotides. RefSeq names its product arylacetamide deacetylase (gene AADAC). Bases 221 to 1435 code for a protein of 404 amino acids. Gene Ontology annotation, molecular function: carboxylic ester hydrolase activity. Gene Ontology annotation, cellular component: membrane. The record is from RefSeq and is a predicted model, not a curated record. The transcript has 5 exons. Lineage: Eukaryota; Metazoa; Chordata; Aves; Pelecaniformes; Ardeidae.
CUGAGUGGCUUAAAAGCCUUGCUGAAGAGAUGUGUUUUCUCGGGAGUUGCAUGGCAAAGUAAGCUCUGCCCUGAGUGAUCAGCCCAGAAAUCAUCUCCUGGCUGUUACCCAAACAAAACACGGGAUUAACUUUGCCCUAUGCAUGUGUGCUGGCUCCUAGCUGUUAAGAGUCAGAGAGAGUGCUUAAUCGUUCAGUCUGGGAGGAUCUGUGCCUGUAGACAUGGGAGUCAAGCUGCUCUGCCUCUUCCUCGCUUCUGCCCUCGUUGCUUACUACAUCUACACCCCCAUCCCUGAGGAUGUCGAGGAGCCCUGGAAAGUGAUGCUCAUCACGGCUGGCUUCAGGGCCGUCGGGCAUCUGGUGAGUUUGGUGCUGAGCUUGCUGGGUCUGAUGCACUAUAUGGAAGCACUGAUGCUGAUCACGGCUGUUGAAUACAUCGCGCCCACGUCCGAUGAAAAUGUCACUGUGACGGACACAGAGUUCAGCAACGUUGCCAUCCGUCUGUACCUGCCCAGAAAACCAUCUGAUGGGCUGAGGAGGGCGGUGGUCUACUUCCAUGGUGGAGGAUGGUGCCUAGGACAGGCAGGCAUGAAAUCCUAUGAUCAUCUGACAAGAUGGACUUCAAACAGAUUAAAUGCUGUCGUGGUAUCAGUCAAUUACAGGUUGGCACCUAAAUACCAUUUUCCCAUUCAGUUUGAAGAUGUAUAUUCGGUAACGAAGUUCUUCCUCCAGAGCAGCAUCCUCUCCCAGUAUGGGGUGGACCCAGACCGGGUCUGUGUUGCAGGAGACAGUGCAGGUGGCAACUUAGCUGCAGCUGUGGCACAACAGCUGUUAAAGGACUCUGAAGUCAAAACUAAACUCAAAGCCCAAGCUUUGCUUUACCCUGCUCUUCAAACACUUGACCUGAAUUUGCCCUCUUACCAAGAAAAUGAAAACAAGCCCAUUUUACUCAAGUCACUUAUGGUCAAGUUCUGGAGUGAAUAUUUUACUUCUGAUCCAUCUCUCAGGGAAGCGAUGGCCUCUAACAGGCAUGUCCCUGUUGAAUCGAGCCACUUGUUUCAGUUUGUAAACUGGAGCAAUUUGCUGCCUGAAGAGCUGAAGAAAGAUCAUGUUUACACCAGUCCCACCUACGGGAGCUCCGAGCUUGCACAGAAGUACCCAGGGUUUCUGGAUCCGCGGGCGGCCCCGCUGCUGGUGAGCGAUGACCAGCUACGCAGGCUGCCUCUCACCUACGUCCUCACCUGCGAGCACGAUGUCUUACGGGAUGAUGGAGUCAUGUACGCCAGGCGCCUCCAGGCAGCGGGUGUUUCUGUCACGCAUGAUCACGCCAAGGAUGCCUUUCAUGGGGUGAUGAUGUUUGUCUCUGGUCCAACCAAGCUAGCUGUAGGGCAUCGGCUGCUGAACAGAUAUAUUGAGUGGUUAAAUGAGAAUCUAUGA